UCUACUUUCAAAGGGUAAAGAAAUAGCUUAGCGAUAGUCCUAGGUAACUUGGUGAACAUUAUCCAUAUUCCUACAUGAAGUGGACGUGAAGCUGAAGCUGUUAUAAUGUGUCUUACUAACUCCUCCUGCAGCUCAUUGAUAGUUUAGGUAUGAUGAAUUAAGCCAGAUGUAGGAUAAUGACCUCCAAUGUGACACUCAUUGAAGGAAUGGUGGUACCAUCUUACCAUCGUCCACCUUGUCUAUCUUCCCUCGCUGCUGGGGCUGUCGCUCGCUGCCUCACAUACGAAGACUAUGAAGAAUGUAAUCAUUAUAGGUGGGACCCAGUUAUGAUAUGGCAGUAUGAGUUACCACAGAAAAAGAAAAAAAGUAAAAAAUCAGCAGAAAGAAGUCAGAUCUACAAUCUUAAUGAUGUCACCAUGCCAGUUCCUCAACCACAGUGGCAAGAGAUGAAGAAGUUCCGUGACUGGUGGUGGAACAAGAGCACUCUGGGAAGUGUAGAUUCAGUGCUACGGGCUCAGAUUGUGAAUGCCUUUGAGCAGCUGAGUUGGACUUCCAAAACAGAAGAAGAAUUUGUGCUGUUCUUAUUACUACGACUUUGUGUUGAUACAAGAAUUGAACUUGGAGGGGAACGCUUUGAAAUUUUAAGUGAGUGGUGUGGGGAUCUUGCUCAAGUUAUAACUCGACUAGGACCCUACCCCCUGCAGAAGUUGUUUGUGACUGACGACAAACUAGGGAUCAAGCCUGUCCUUACUGCCCUGGUGCAACAAUCCCCAAAUUUACAGGUGUUAAAGAUGAACCAGUGGGCCCUUAGUAAUGACUUCAUGAUGUCCUUGGGGAGUCACUGUAGAAUGCUCACAGAAUUUUCCAUUCCACACAUGCAGCCACAAGUGUUUAUGAGUGACGAAGCUUUGUUUGCUUGUUUUUUUGAUGGUAUGUCCAGUGAAGAGGUCGUGCACUCGUGGAAAGAAGGCACAAAACCGAGACUUUCAUUUAGCCAUCUUAGAUAUGUUGAUAUUCUAUAUUGGAAACAAACUGAAAGAUUCAUUCAGAUGUUAUGUGUGUUUUAUCCAAGUGUGCGCUUUUGUGGAAUUGAUGCUUACAUGGAGGAAAAUGAAAAGAGUCUUGUGCAACCUUUCUUAGAUGUGGGAGCUCAGGUCACAGCUUUGAGGGUAAGCUGCAGGACCAAAGGGAUUCUUGAUGAAAGACUGAGAUGCCUAGUCAACCGAGCUCCAUUUUUAAGAGAACUUCGAUUACAUGUUGAUGAUAAUUUUAAGGGUGCAGAUUGUGAUUCUGUGUUUGAAAGAAGACUGGAGGAAGCUGGAGCAAAACUAUGUAAGCUGGUUUCGCAAAUGAGUGCUUUUGAAUCUCUGGCACUGCGGCCGUACGAAGAGGUUGACAUAACAAAAGUUGUUCUGCCAACACUACACGCACAAGGCAGCUGUAUCACCAGCCUACAUAUAUGUUAUGAGUAUGCACAAUUGAAUUCCAACACUUUAUAUCAACUGAUCAACUUGUGUCCAAGAUUAUACUUUCUGGCAGUGUCCAUGGCAAUGAGUGACAGUGACGAUGCAUCAAAAAGCUACAGGACUCUCCUUCGUCCCUGCAUAACUCUGCAUACCCUGGUGAUCCAGGAUAUUCCCUCUGAAACCGAUGCCACUCAUGACUCCGACUACACCAAGGUGGUAGAUAAUGUAUUGAGAGCUGCUCCCAACUUAGAGAUGCUGGGGUUGUCCUGUGCAUUGGACAUGGAAGAUGAUUUUGCUCUUCUAUCAUCCGAUGCUGUUCAGACUCUCCAUCUUCAGUUUUGUUGUGAUUUAGGUAGUCUGUCAGCCUUGCACUUUUUCCUGCAGCGUCUCUUGCCAAAUUUUCCAAACCUUAGAACACUUUCCUUGGAUGAAAGAGAUGGAACUCUUGACUCCGAGUCUUUGGCUCCUGUGUGUCGAGGAGCUAUCAAUGUCACUAGAUGGAAACCUGAGUUUUUCCAGUUGCCAAAGUGGGAUAGUACAUGUGGCUCACACAACACAUUUUCUCUUUAUGUGAUGUAAACAUAUCAGAAGGUGAAUUUCUUCAAGGAGUCUGUACAGCUUUGCCUUUACUUUUCAUAUGCCUGCAUAUUUGUGGUCUCAUUAUGGUAUGACAAUAUUUUCUGGCCAUCAACUUUUGGUGUUUGUCCAUUAACUUCAGUUUCAUUUGACUUUGUUUAAAAAUCUUUGGAGAAUGAUGUUCGCAUGAAAAUAUACUGGCAAUGUUCACUUUUACAAUUCAAGCUCUUGUUUUCAGUGUUGAGCCUUUAAGAAACGGAAACAAAAAUUAUUUUGGGUUAAUUUUUAUGACCAGUUGCAAGCAUAUCAAUCUCCCAUUGGUUGAGCAGAUUUGUUUAUUCAUUUAAAUACAAUUGUUCAUGGUUGCGAGGAUGUUAAUAAUUUUAACAUGAACUUAAAUGAUGUAAGCAAUGACUCACUUACUCUUACACUGUACCACACAGCAUCAUCAAUACCGGCACUCCUGUGUCUAAAAUGUUGUACUGUACUUCUUAAAUCAAAUCAUUCCAUAGAUCACUAACAUUAGCACAGUCCUCCAGAAAUGAGAAAAUAAUUACAUGUAUCCCUCCUUUAAUGAUGGGGUUGGGUUUCUGAAAACCUGAUGUUAAGUGAAAUUGUCGCUAAACGAGGGAUAAGUGGAGAUGCGGCUUACUAUCAGUUACAAAUUUUUGUAAAGCCUCAAAAAUACCAAUAAGUAUUACUGUAAUUCCUUGUGUGCUCUAGCACCUCUAACCAGUCCCCACCACCAUUACUACCUCACCUUAAGUCCAAAUUACCUCCAUCACCCUGCAUGUCAUCUACCCGUGAAUUUGUUUACAAGAAAUGAAGGUCAGCGAACUGUGCAGUACUGUACUUAUUGUGUCCUAAGCCCUUAUAGUACAGUACAGUAGUACCCCGAUUUACGCGGUCAAUUGAACCCACAGGGUA
Messenger RNA from Homarus americanus (American lobster), 2969 nucleotides. RefSeq lists its product as uncharacterized. Lineage: Eukaryota; Metazoa; Arthropoda; Malacostraca; Decapoda; Nephropidae. The transcript has 8 exons. The coding region runs from base 177 to 2045 and encodes 622 amino acids. The record is from RefSeq and is a predicted model, not a curated record.